CUUAGCUAAUGCUAGCUAAAGACUUAGCCUACUCUGAAACUGGACUUGAUCCGCAGCAAAAACGUGGACAUGACAGAUUCGGACAGUUAGCCGAAAUAUGAAUGGAGUCCUGUUUGGUGGAAGAUCUCAAGUCCAUCCGAACAGUAUUGGACGUCAUUAUUGAACAACUUUGCACCAGAAAAUUUCCACCAUGAUACCGACCAAAGAAAAAAGAGACAGCCAAGACACAGUCACCCCGUCCGACAUCAUCAACAAACAAAAACCCCUCAAAGAGACGAACCAACCAGCCAGCCAGCCAGCCAGCCAGCCACCAUCUUAACAGGCUGCUGAAAGAGACACACACAGAGAGCAAAGAGGCUAAUGCUUAUUUUGAUCAACAGGUUGUUAAGGUGAUGGUGGAUUCUGACAACCGUGACUGAGAGCCUCAACCAAGAACAAAAAAAAAAAAAAAAAAAAAACACAGGGCAGCAAGAAGGGCAGCCUGCAUAAUACUUUUUACACGGAUCUACAACACACUUGAUCAAACUCAAAACAGUAUAGCCCAGCUGUUAAGCAUAAGAGGAGCGACAGCCCUGGACCAAAAGUAGCUGAUGCUACGUGGAGUUUAAGACCUUCUUAAACAAAAGUCAAAGAAGCUGAGAAAGUGGAGUGUGGAGUUACUUGGACCUGAUAAAGAAAUGGAGGGAUAUUAGUUUGGACCUGGCAUCUGGUUUCUGCUUCCCAUUACAGUGUGGAGUACGGAGGGCCAGUAGCCGAACUGUGCUGCUGGACGGACCGUUGCGGUGCCGGGUUGAAUCGAGCCGCUUUCAACAUAACUGAUGCCAAGGCCAGGAGUCAGCCAUGAUGUUUUUAUAACCUGAUGAACAGCAGAGAGAUGGUGAGGAAGAAGAAUCCCCCUAUCCGGAGUGUCGGAGGUGAGGAGGAGGAGGAAGAAGAGGGGAGGAGGCCAGGAGGAGAAGAGGAAGAGGAGGGAGAGGAAGAGGGGAGAGUAGGAGCAGAGGCCGAACGAAUAAACCGACCCUCUGAGCCAGAGUCCUCCGACCGAGUCAGAGGAGAUGAGGAGCAGGAAGAGGAGGAGGGAGAGAGCGAGUGUGUUUCCUCAUCUGUCUCUCCCUCAUCAGUGGGUGAUCGCUACAGUAAUAAUGAGGAGAGAGGGGGUAGGAGAGGAGGAGGAGGGGGGAGGGCCAAACAAGGGGGAGCGGCGUUGACCGACAGACCCGAGAGCCAGUCGGAGCCUGAGGAUGGGGAGAAGGGGUUAGAGGAAGGAGAGAGGGGCGAUAGAGACAGGGGGGAGGCAGAUCACCUCACUCCUUCUCUCCUCUCCGCUGCCCACCUCCUCCCCAGACAGGAAGGAGGGGAGGAGUCGACAACUGACACCCCUCCACUUUCCUCCAGCCCCUCUCCUAAACUCCAGGACUUCAAGUGCAACGUGUGCGGUUACGGUUACUAUGGCAAUGACCCCGCCGACCUGGUGAAGCACUUUAGGAAGUAUCACCUGGGUCUGCACAACCGCACACGGCAGGACGCUGCCCUCGACACACACAUCCUGGCCCUCCACAACAUGGCCCCCCAGCACACACCUCUAGACAUACAGACAGGACAAGGGCAGAGGAACCAAGCCAAAGAGUUGGGGAAGACAAGGCCAGAUAUACACAAUCAACAGCACAGGGCAGUUAUGGUGAAUGGCACAUAUGACGUACAGGUGACGUUGGGCGGCACGUUAAUUGGGAUUGGCCGGAAGACCUCUGAUUGCCAGGGGAACACUAAGUACUUUCGCUGCAAAUUCUGCAACUUCACGUACAUGGGCAGUAACUCCUUAGAACUUGAACAACACUUCCUGUCUUCGCAUCCAAAUAAAGUCAAAACUCCUCCAACCACGCCCCUGCUGGCCACCAACAACCUGGCAACACACGACAACCAGGCGAAGGGGAGGAGUCAGAUCAUAGACGGGGCGGAGCGAGUGGCAGUGAGGGCGGAAGACGAUUCCUUGGUCGGGUACUCCAUCCCAGUUAGGGCGUGUUCAGAUUCGUCGAGCUGGACAGGGGAGCCGGGUCGAGGCGCUGUGCAGGCAUAUUAUUGGUGUAAAUUCUGUAGCUGGAGUUGUGAGUGGUCAGGGGGCUCGGCAAAGCUUUUAGAGCACUAUGAACAGAGACAUAGAAUGAGCUUGGGAGGUGCCAUGAGCCCCAACAACUCUAAUCCUGGGGUGCUGGACAGAGAGAGGGAGAGAGGAGGGAGAAGAGAAGGAGGAGAAAGAGACCACAUGGCAUCCAAAAGCCGCAAAGAUCUGUCAUCCAACCCGUCCAGCACCAGCCAAGGAGACACAAACAGCAGCGAUCCAGAAGCGGUCGUGACCAGUUAUAACUGUCAGUUGUGUGAUUUCCGGUACUCGAUGGCCCACAGUGCGGAUGUGAUCGUAGUAGCACCGUUACUACUGCACUAUCAGCACAACCACUCCAUCCACCGAUGCUGCAUUCAGCACUGCAUGUAUUGUCCGCAGGGGCUCUGUCAGCCGCACAAACACCUGGGGGAGGUCUCCCACCCCUUCGCUUGUCGGAAGCCCACCUGCCCUAAAUGCUGUUCCAAGUUUCCUCAGUCCACCAAACAGCAGGACACAGUCGGUUCCAAACCUGCCGCCACCACCCCGCCCAGCAUGACCCCUCCUAAUCCCAGAAGUGACUCAGGUGUGAUUUCUGGCUCCACCUUUCACACCUCUAGCCCUGCCCAUCCUGUUGUCACACAAGGCGUCACCCACUUGUGUGACCAGUGCGCGUUUGCCACCACUGACAUCGAUGUGUUGCUACAACACUACGAAAGCUGCCACACCCUGAUCAACCUAAAGGGCGCUCCCCCACAUGUCAAGGCUGAGGAGGAGGUUGCGGUAGACAAGGAAGGCGGCAGAGGAGCGGGAGGAGAGAGGGAGUACUCUUGUACAAAGUGUCACUUCAUCACCGAAGUGGAAGAAGAGAUUUUUAGACACUACAGGCGUGUCCAUGCGUGUUGCCGUUGUCGACGCUGUGACUUCACGGCUCCUGAUUCAUCAGCCCUCCUCGACCAUUUUAACUCUGUCCACUGUCAUGACUCGUCUCCCUCAUUAAGCUCAUUGACAACGACCUCCUUACCCACCUCACUGACACCUUCAUUAACACUGUCAGCCAAUGGCUGCUCAGCUCCCUCUACCUUAGCCAUUAAAGAAGAGAGCAAGGGGGAUCUUCGCCUCCUCUACUCCCUUGCACCGCCUGAGGGACGGUUGGCAGAGGGAGGCAGAGAAGAGGCAGGAGGGGUGGUAAAAAGUGAGGGAGGCGAGGAGAAAGAAAGAGAGCGGGAGAAAGGCUGGGUUCUUGGGGAGACAAGAGGAAUCGGUGAAAGAGGAGGCGAGCAGGCCCACGGUUUACUCUGGGUGCCCAAGGAGCGAAUGGGACCCGAAAGAGGAGUAGAAAGAGGAGCAGGAGGUGGAAGCCCCUCACUUUUCCCCUCCCCACUCCCACUGUCUUUUGUUUCAGCCAAUCAUGAGGCCUCACAGCAGAAAAGGGGCGUCGCCUCGCCUAGCAUGGUUUACCUGGGAGACACCAAGUCAUUUUUGGGAGAUACCAAGUCAUUUUUGGGAGACGCAAAGCUGUACGGAGGAGGAAGGCCAGGAGGAGCCGCUGCAGGUGGAGGUGGAGGGGAGAAGCAGAACCAGAUGCCCCCUCAGCAGUACACAGGAGGAGGGAGUGGAGGAGGGAGUGGAGGUGGUGGAGGACAGGAGGGGAAAGGAGGAGCUGCUAAAGAGGAGUCCCAGUCCCUGCUACGGCGGCGCAGAGGUAGCGGGGUCUUCUGUGCAAACUGUCUGACCACCAAGACAUCACUGUGGAGGAAGAAUGCUAACGGAGGCUACGUCUGCAACGCAUGUGGUUUAUACCAAAAACUACAUUCGACACCGAGACCUCUAAACAUCAUAAAGCAGAACAACGGUGAGCAAAUUAUCCGGCGCCGAACCCGAAAACGCCUCAACCCCGAUUCCCUGACGUCCGAAAACCCUGCCCCCAAGCAGCAACGAAUCACCAGUGAGGAGCGCAUGAAUGGGGAGGAGUCAGACCGAAGCUGUGCAUCAAUCAAAAACCAGCAGCCGUCCCCUCGCUCACGUUCGCCCCGAUCCACUCAAGCCUUUUUAGCCAAUCAAACAUUGGAGAUCCACAGACGCAUGCCUCCUCUUCUCCUCCCCUCACAUCCCCCCUCCUCGCUAGUAGCUGAGGGCAACGGGGGCAUCGCAGAGGGAGGGAUAACAUCAAAGGUGGAGGGGGGUAAAGGAGGAGGGGGAUCAGAGAGAGGCAGUCCGAUUGAAAAAUACAUGCGUCCAUCCAAACCGUCUAGUUAUUCGCCUCCUGGUUCACCCAUUGAAAAAUAUCAGUAUCCUCUUUUCUCCUUACCCUUACCAUUAACCCUCUCGCCUGAUUUGACCCCUGAGUCGGAUUGGCUCAGAUUCUGGACCAAGUACAAGAUGGCAGCCACCUCUGGGGUUCCUGGUAGCAUCAGUAAUCUAAGCAGCCCCGGUAGCCUUGGAAAUAACACUCAUUAUCUCGGUGCAAUGGUGACCCCAGUACAGCAUCAUCAGCAAAGCUACACGGUGCCUUACUGCGCCUCCCCCUAUUCUCCUCUUCCGCCGCCUCCAGCUCCUCCUCACUAUCCUCCUCCUCCUCUUCAUCCACAAACCUCCUCCUCAUCGUCAUCGUUAGAAAAUGAGGCUCCUUUGGAUCUUGCAAUAAGACAACGAGAUACAAGUGCUGCAAAUGCACACAUUUCAACAAAUGGUGCUGAGAGGAGAAGGCAGGAGUCGCCUCUAGCUGAGAGGUUGAGAGAGAACUGGAAAGGAGAGAAAGAUGAGGAGGAGAGGACUGAUGAAGGAGCGAACCAGAAAGAGGAGAUAGGAAAGGAAGAGAAGGAUCAUUUGACAAAAAGUCGGUCGAGUGUUUCAUCGAAUCGCACAAUGGUGGAAGUGGCCACACAGGAUGACCUGACCAAUCGAUGCAUCCACUGUGGGAUCUACUUCCUAGACGAGGUCAUGUAUGCCCUGCACAUGAGUUGCCACGGCGACCAGGGACCAUACCAAUGCAGUUUUUGCCUGCAUGUGUGUGUGGAUCGCUAUGAUUUCACCACGCACAUACAGAGGGGCUUACACAGGUACACAGACAAGACGUCACAACAGAAGGGUCACACGCAAGACGGCAAAAUUCAGAGCAGCCCUGUGAUGUCGGAGCGCGACUCUCGAAGCGCGACUCCAGAGGAAAACAAAGAUGGAGGUGAUCAAAUUGAGAUCACACAUGGAAGUGAUGAUGUCGUAGGAGUGUGUCAUGAUGAUCGAGCAGAAGAAAUUACAGGCAAUGAAGCCAACGAUGAUGAAACGGGAGCUGAAAAGGAGGUAAGAGUAGAGAGUCAUGACAAAACAAACCAGGAAUCAGGAGGCGAAACGGUGUCAGACAGUAGCGCUGACAUGUCAGAAACCAUGGAGGUCACAACUGUUGCUGAGACUAAACAUGUAGAUGAGAACGCAGAGAGUAAUUAAUCUGAUGCCUUUGACUGACACAAACCUUUAAGAACGCCUUUCAUUGGAUGAAUAAGCUGUAUGCCUUCAUGUUCCUGGAGGCUAGCUCAUGUCAAAAUGGGCCGAUCCUGGGCACUAAAUGGAACACAUCCUUAUGCUGGAAGCACUCGGCUGUCAAAUGGUCAAAAAUCAUUGUAGGAUCCCGCUGAACUGCUGCAGGGACAGUUUGGAGAAAUAGCCUGAAUCCUCUGUUGAGUGACGGCCACUUGACAGCUCUGUGGCAAGUAUUCAACAACGGAGUCCGGGCAUGCAGCUGAAAUCACCUUUAACAAACAGCCACUUAUGUGCUUUCCAUAUAAGAGGAUUGGAAGCUCGACUGAGAGUUGGACUGGUCUCAUUUAGGAUGAGUUUGAGGAGCUCAGCACUUGCACAGCCACCGUACAGCAGAGCAAAAAAUUAAAAAAAAAAAAAAAAAAAAAACAUGCUAGAAGCAAAACACUUAAUUUGAACUGAACUAAGCUGAUCUGUUAUGCACCAUGCUAAACUGAACCCCGAGCUGACCCAAACUAGUCUGAAGCAUCAUUCAGACUGUUUUAUCUUGGUACAACCAGAUCUGAUCUGGUAAGAAUGACUUUGUUCUGAGAGUUUUUAACUGUUUUCCCGCUGUGCAAAUGGACCCAAAACCAAAAGUUAUUUUGAAGAAGGGGGAGUCCAGAGUUAAACCAGUUUGUUCUGUGCUGCAGUUCAGCUGGUGUUACAUUGGUACAAAAGGAUCAGUUGGUUUCUUUCACUCGUGCCCUGUUGUUACUGAAACUGACUGUGUUCUUGGAUCGAUGCAAAAUCACCACAGCUGCAAAGUGGUGCAAAAUGGGAGACUGAAUGUGUCUGAUUUGACCGUGACUUUUUAAGACUGCUUAAAGCCAGUUUCAACUGGUAAAACCGGUGUCAUACCGGACCGAAGUGUUCUCUUCAUCCAUUUGGAUCGAACCAAGUGACAUUAUUUUCUACCUUCCUCCGUGCCAUGAUACUAGCUACGUGCCUGGCUGCCUGCCUAAUAGAACAACCAUCUAUUAACCUGCUUAACAUUUAUAUUAAUAAUAAUAAUGGUAAUAAUAAUAAUGAUGAUGUUAUAGUUCAAAACAUGCAAUUUGCUACACUUUCCUAUAUAAUAUCUUAUUUUGUAAAGGCAAAUAAUGCUUUUUUGCAGGAUAUGGUACUAUUAAAAAUUAGUCUAUUUGCGAUUUUUUUUUUUUUUUUUCUCCCUUGUUUUUGAGCUAUUUGUUGUUUGGUUUCUUAAGGAGACUUGUUACAUUGAUAACAGCCGUCUAACAGAAAUGGUACAGUAAAAGAGGGGGUUGUGUGUAUGUGUGCAUUUGUGUAAUUGCGUUUCUGUGUGUGAGGAUCAAAGGAUGUGUCCGUCCCCAAACGAUGAUGUAAACAUAAUGAAGGCUCGCGCUUGGUUUUUCAGUCCUCAGGGGUCACACAUGUUGCACACCAACCCACCUGUUUCAUAGCAUGUGACACAUCAUUUUUACAUGUUUAAAUGGUUUUAGCAUGUUCUCUUAUAUAUGUUCUUAUCAUGUUCUUUAUGUGUUAUUAGAUCAACAUGGUCUUAGUAUGUAACUUUUUUUUUUUCUGUAUGUCUUUUAAAUGUUGUUAGGUUACAUGGUUUUAUAGAGAGACUUUGGAACUUAGGGAAAAAAACCCUAAAUUUUAUCAAAAUGAUCAAUUAUUUGGGUUAACUGUAUAAACUCCUGCUCUGUAUUGUGUGUACAGAGCCUCCUGCCUACAGUGUUUUAUUCAGCUGAUAUCAUAUUGCUGAGAAUUUGGUAGGUUACCUCUAUGUAGCAUGUUAGCGUCUUAUAAAAAUCUGCAAAAUAAGUUGCCUUUUCUAGGGAUGGGAACUGUUACUUGUUAGACCUAAAUUAUACUGAAGAAAUCACAAGAUUGUAAAGUUACAUUUUAUAAUUCAUUGAAGUAAAAUGAUCAUGUUUGUAUUCAACUCCAACCAACCCAUCACACUGAUUUGCUAUUUAUGACCCACUUCAAGUCCAUCUUCUAAACAAGGUUUCCACAACUGAGCUUCGCUUUAAAUUAAAUUUUGCAUUCUUAUAGUUUACUUUUGUCAUUGAGAGAGUUGUGACCAUCAGUUCCUUGAAGUAACACGGUGGCCAUCUUGUUUAUUUUUAUAAAGAAAGAAUGACUUCUCCAGCCUUGCUGCCUUAGUUGCGAGAAAACAAACAAACAAAAAAAAUCACCAAGAGACUCCUUUGAAAGAAAUAAUAAAAGGCUGAAUGAAAAUGAAAGACAAGAAGUAACAAGCUAAAGAGUGAGAAAAAUAUUUUUCUAUGCUUAUCCAAAAGACAUGAAUGAAAAAUAUUCCGCCUAGUGCCUGGUAACUUGUACAGUUUUUCUUAAUAGGUUCGUCUGUCUGUCUGUCAAAGAGUUAUGAGUCAUGUCACGCAGAAGCUGGACAAACAAGCUGCCAGCUUGGUUCCCACGCACCAAGUUAUCAGAGUCAUCGAUUAUAUUUCAUUUCAGCCUAGCUGUCCGAUUGGUUUAGGUACCUGUUCAAACGGUCAUGUGUGCAUUUUCAGCCCGAGAGAAAGACCCUUGUGUGCUUUAAAAAAAUGUUGGUCACUAGUCACCUAUCUUUCAUUUUCACAUGUACUGUAUGUACACUACUUUGUAGAGAUGUUGAGACUUAUGCCUUGGUUACUUGUUUGGAAAUUGAAGAUGAAUUAUGGCAUGCAGUCAUACCAACAGUGUGCCUGUAUCAUUCUAUAGUGUUAUUAUUACUACGGAGGAGUUUAUUAUUAACACAUUUCAUCAGUUUUUAGGCGCUUAACUUUUGUCAACAAAAGAUCAAAUAUCAUUAUUUUUGAAACCAACAGUGAGAUGAGAUUUCUUUCUUGCAGAAAUUUGAACACAUCAGUGUAACAAAGUAUAAAAUCAGAUAAAUUCUCUAGUCUGCUAAGAACUCAGUGGAGCAGUCAGUGUGUUGCGGGGUGCUGGUUGCAGGUUAAUACCUCUGGUGCUUAAGCCUUGAAUCCAUCUUACAUAUAUAUACUCUGUAAUUGGAGGCAGUAGAGAUUUUUCAGUCUUUGGAAUAAUUGAUAUGAUGUACAGUAUAUAAACAAAGCGUCUCAGUUUUUGUUCAUAUGCUCAAGGUAUAUUGCAUUUGUGUCGUACCUUAACAGCAAAAAAAAAAAAAGAUAAGAAAAGUCGCAUGAAAACGCUAAGAAACCUGCAAACUGUUGGUGCAACAUAUUUCCAUUGGCGUUGGAAGUCUGGCUCAGACAUCUCACUGCUGCUGUAUCAAUGAGGAGAAACCAGUCUAUUAAGCAAGUCUGCCAUCCUUGUAUCUGACAUGCAACCCACUCUGGUGUCAAAAGAGUUUACCUAAUACCUUUAUUAUGUAUAGCUUCAUUAUCACCCCUGUAAGUGAAGGUGUCCUAACUCCAUUAGUUACAUGGUUUAGAAGUGCUUUUAUCCUGAAGUUUGCCCUUUAGUGGGUGAAAGGUCCUAUCAUUCGAGGACUGAUGAGGCAGAUUCAAAGAACAAAAUGUUAAAAAAAAAAAAGAAAUCUGUUUCAUCAGUUUUUAUUCAAAAAAUGAAAAGCUGGUUUGAAUUGUUUUUAUUCUAGUUUCUAGUUUUUAAAAUGUACUUAUUUUACUUAAGGGGCUACUAGCAUAAUACAAACUGUUUACAUUUGCAAAUGUAGCAAAAAAAAAAAAGAAAGGAAUGAAGCAUUGCUUUCCUAAAAGACAGAACAAAGGGAAGGAUGGAGGGAUACCUGCUGAGAUGGAUGGAUGAGUGCCUAUGAGGAAUGAAUGGAGUGAAGGUGGAUAAUUAGAGGGAGGGUGGGAUCAAAUUAAACUUGCAGUGUCUGAUGAAAAGAGGUUUAACUGAAUUAUCCAUUCAUCCCCUCUCUUCUGUUUAGCUUCUCUUUACCUCCUUUCAACAUGGCUUUUAUCUUUCUCAUCUAUCGUCUAUCAUUUGACACAUCCCUCCCUGUCUUUUUUUUUCUCUCUCCACCUGUUCUGCUAUCCUCUGCUGCUCAUCUCUCAUGUAUUCCUCCACCUUCCUCCCUCCCUUCUUUAUAGAUGGAAGUAAUCAUGAAGGUAUUCUCAACCGGUAGUGGGGAUUCGAAUGGAGGUAGAUGAAUGGGUUAUACCGUGUGAUUUAUUAACUGACAGGCACCUAUCUGCUUAUGUUGACUUGGUUUAGGUUGACUUUCUCUCCUACUUGAAUGGGCUUUGGGUUUGUGGAAAGGAAUUGUUACCAGCAGCAAAACUGUCGCUGAAUUGGGUUCAUCCCUUUUCAAACGGGAAUGAGAUUUGUUAAGAAUUCAACAUUGAUUCUCAAUCUUUUUGAAGAAGUUCUUUGGUAAUGGUUUUCAAGGUUUUCACUGGAUUUCCAAGAAACAGUAGGGGGACGAUAUGUGUGUGGUGGUGGGGGUGGGGGGGUGGACUACUUUUGCCUUUUUGUGUUGAGUCUGGUGUUACAUCUACAAGGAUUUCUCAGUGGGAUGGAGACAAAUUCUGUUGCCAAAAUGUUUGAAUGGUUUUGAAAGCUUUUGGAAGAAAAUCCUCUCUGUGUAUCUACUAAGUUGAGAGAGAGAGAAAAAAAAAAAAAGAACAGAGCCUUGAUGGUGAAAACUUUUGUUCACGCACACUUUACACAUUGUAAGUGCUCUGCAGAACCUGUGUCCUAUCCAAAUAUCUUCUUUUGUGUACGUGCCAGCUGAACGUCGUCUCCCGUGAGUCAUGUAAGGAUACCGUAUAUCUACAGCAUAGAUGUUAACGCUGACAGGAACGAUGGGAGAGCCUUUCACUUGUCACUUAUGGUUCAAAACAGGCAAUUUUGGUAAGAAAAAAGGUUCCGCAGCACACAUAUGACAUGACCUUAUUUUACUUCAAUAUUGAAUUGUAUGUUUUAGGUUUGAUGGCAUUUCACAUCAGCGUUUACAUUGGGGGGCCUUAACAAGUGUUUUAGUUUUUGUCUGUGUCAGAAUGUGUUAUAGAAAAUGAUGCUGUUGCUUGCACUCCGUUUAUUAUGUUCUUAUUGCCAAGGAAGGGACAACACACACACACACACACACACACACACACACACACACACACACACACACACACACACAUACAUACAUACAGACAGUGGUACGGAUUGAGUGUACAUUUUGGGGAUGUACAGUAUUAACCAUGGGAGAAAAGGGAGCUAGAAGGCCAGUUUAUCAUUGGUCAGAGAAACACACAUGUAUGCACACACACACACACACCCACACACACACACACAUCAAACUAUGUACAUUUAACCAAUAUAUUUUAGUAGAAUUUUGUCUCUAUUCAGUUGAAUGGCUUUUAUAUAGAAAAGAUGGGAUUUUUUUAGGUUAUUUUCUCUUUCAUGUUGUAUUUUAUUCUGCUACUUUUCUGUACGUUAUUGUUUUUAGGUUUUAUUUCAUGCAAAAAUGAUAUUUCAACAACAUAUUUUGACAGCCAAGAAAAGUUUGUUACACAGCUAAACUUGAAGAAUAAUGUUGAUGAUGAUGAUGAUGACGAUGAUAAUAAUUAAUAAAAGUAAUAACAAACA
Messenger RNA from Seriola aureovittata, 11110 nucleotides. RefSeq names its product trichorhinophalangeal syndrome I (gene trps1). The transcript has 12 exons. Gene Ontology annotation, molecular function: DNA-binding transcription factor activity; zinc ion binding; RNA polymerase II transcription regulatory region sequence-specific DNA binding. The coding region runs from base 860 to 5539 and encodes 1559 amino acids. Gene Ontology annotation, cellular component: nucleus. Lineage: Eukaryota; Metazoa; Chordata; Actinopteri; Carangiformes; Carangidae. Gene Ontology annotation, biological process: regulation of transcription by RNA polymerase II. The record is from RefSeq and is a predicted model, not a curated record.